This is a messenger RNA of Stereum hirsutum FP-91666 SS1, 918 nucleotides long. RefSeq lists its product as uncharacterized. NCBI's taxonomy places the organism in Eukaryota, Fungi, Basidiomycota, Agaricomycetes, Russulales, Stereaceae. The transcript is spliced from 12 exons. The record is from RefSeq and is a predicted model, not a curated record. The annotation marks the transcript as partial.
AUGUCGCAUACUACCCCACAGAGCUAUCUUGUUUGGUCCCUGCUGUCCAGUCUGCUCGGAGUGUUUCUUGUCUUCCAUCUGUGGAGAUUCGACAGGUUCAAGUGCUUGAGAUGGAGCAGCACUAGUUCGCAAUCGGGCGCGUUCAAGCGUCUCAUGACAUACUCCUAUCUCCUCAGUGUACCACUCAUCAUAGUGUACUCUAUCGGUUUCGCGGUCAUCAAGUACGGCGAAGGAUUCGUUCAGCUUCCUGCGCUUGGUAUCGUCCCAACUCCGCAUCAACUAUGGUCCAAUUCUCAUCAACGGGCGAUCCUUCCACUCUAUCUCUGUAUAUCGCUAGGAUGGGCACUUGAAAUGGUAACACAUCUCGAAGAGCUAUGUUUCUGGCUCUUCGUGGUAAACGCGGGUGCAGUCCAGCGUGACUGGUUCCGAAGUCGGUAUUUCAAGACAUGGGCGAUGGGAAGUGUGGUUGCGGUGCUAUAUAUGCCGCUCGUGACGAUCUUUACGAGAAGUGAUCCACUGAGGUCAGAGAGCUGUAUUUUCUUAGCCGGAAGUCUGGGGAGUUUGACGUUGACGGUAUGGUUUAUACCGGUUCUAUGGCGAUUCCCGUCUUUUCUGGAGAACCUUGAGCAGGAAGGAGUCGAUAUGGGAACGAUCGUGCGAUUGACCAAGUUUCAUGAGCUUAACGCCAUCCGGGUCAUGUUUCGCUUCCUAUUCGCUGCUCCGCUUCUCAUCCUCGCUGUUGACGGUAUCCGGCCGCACCAACAUGUUAACGAAAGCUUGAUCGGGACAGACUUCCUCGCCAUGACCUCCGCAUUCGGAGUCGUUGUCUCUUCGGGCCUAACACUCGUUAUAUUCUUCCCCCGCUCAAUCGAAUGCGAAAUCGCUGCCAGACGCAAAGCAAAAGCGUUCAAAUCACUC